AUGACUGAAACUGAAUUACAUCUCCUAGAGACUUGGGUAAAAUAUGGAUUUGGUUCAAUCCUGGCCCAUGGCAAAACUGGCUGUGGGACCGUGGGAAUGAAUACUGUUAGUUGCAAGGGGGUAGACCCUUGGGGUGGCCUAUAUGAGCACUCCCACUUUGGAAACCCCAUGAGGAACUCCAGAACUAUGGGAUUGGGACCAGUUAUUCUGCCUUUUGGCUUAGGUGGUCCUUUGUGCAUUCUAGGGACUGCUUACAGCUAUUACCAAUUUCGGGUAAUUUAUGGGCCAGAUGAGCUCAGUGUGCUCUCUGAGGCAUUUUGCAAGUUGUCCUCACUUACCAAGUGCAGUACUUAUGCUAUUCACACUCAUGAUCUAAGAAGCCUGAUGCAGUUGUUUGAGGAUGAAAGCAGAGUAAUUAUCUGUGGGCAAAAAGGCUGCAAGACAUUGUGGUACCACUUUUCAAGGGUUGGACUGCCAGUAGAUCUUGGUAUCAAUGACUGGGUUUGUGACCCAUAUUUUACCUAUAUAUGGAAGGUUGUUCCCAUGCCUGGUUGUGCCUUGCAUAAUGCUUUGCAGCGUGAAUUUUUUGAAAUUGUAUUUGGCUGUGUUUAA
Messenger RNA from Laccaria bicolor S238N-H82, 612 nucleotides. RefSeq lists its product as uncharacterized. The record is from RefSeq and is a predicted model, not a curated record. The transcript is spliced from 8 exons. The coding region runs from base 1 to 612 and encodes 203 amino acids. Lineage: Eukaryota; Fungi; Basidiomycota; Agaricomycetes; Agaricales; Hydnangiaceae.